Ochotona princeps (American pika) is the source of this 2814-nucleotide messenger RNA. It is a transcript of the gene KCNJ12, whose product is annotated as potassium inwardly rectifying channel subfamily J member 12. The record is from RefSeq and is a predicted model, not a curated record. The transcript has 3 exons. Lineage: Eukaryota; Metazoa; Chordata; Mammalia; Lagomorpha; Ochotonidae. Gene Ontology annotation, molecular function: inward rectifier potassium channel activity. Gene Ontology annotation, biological process: regulation of monoatomic ion transmembrane transport; potassium ion import across plasma membrane. Gene Ontology annotation, cellular component: plasma membrane. Bases 770 to 2077 code for a protein of 435 amino acids.
CGCGGAGCGGGCGUGCUCCCGGCGGAGAGUUGGAGGAGUUACCGCGCUGGGCUCCUGUGGCAGCAGGGCGCGGAGCUGGGUGCGCGCCGAGCCUCUGCCUCCCGCCGCCUCCUCGCCCUCCAUUCCUCGCUCCCCGUCUUCGCAGCCCCGCCAAGCCGCCGCGACCGCCACUGCCGCCUGCCUAGGAACUGCAGCCGGGGGCUGGAGGGUGCCCCGCGGGGCCGAAACCCGCGGGGAGGUGCGGGGUGCCAGGGCGCGGGGGAGCGCGCCGGGCCCUGCCCCGGAUCAGAUAACAGCCAGCGGGGCGGGCGGGGGGGGGCGGCUGCGCUCUCCGCGGGACCGGGGGACGGACGCCAGCCGCGCCCGCCCGAAGCGAGCGCCUGGCGGCCGGGGGCGCCGUCCAGGCGCGCGCCCCCGACCCGUGGCUUGGAAGCAGGGCGGUCCGCGUCCCGGACGGACGCGCCCCUCAGCAUGGAGCGGCCCCGUGGGCUGCCCUAGGUGGCAGCGGCGGCAAUGCAGCUAGCACGCCGGCGGCGGCCGGGGCCAGGGACGGCCGCCUGGAGCUCAGAGGAUGCGGAGCGCGCCGCGCCCCGGCCACUGACCGAGGGUCUUCUCAUGACCGGAUCCUGCCCAGCUGGUGUCUGGGGGAUGGCAGCCGCUGCCCGUUUGCCCGUGAAGACAGUUACUUGCCUGCUCAGCACCAUUACUUAGAAGACAAAAUUGAAGAGGAGCCAGCCUGGGCACGAGCCGGGGCUCCCCGCCACCCGGGAUGACCGCAGCCAGCCGGGCCAACCCCUAUAGCAUUGUGUCAUCAGAGGAGGACGGGCUGCACCUGGUCACCAUGUCAGGCGCCAACGGCUUUGGCAACGGCAAGGUGCACACGCGGCGCCGCUGCCGCAACCGCUUCGUCAAGAAAAACGGGCAGUGCAACAUCGAGUUCGCCAACAUGGACGAGAAGUCGCAGCGUUACCUGGCUGACAUGUUCACCACCUGCGUGGAUAUCCGCUGGCGCUACAUGCUGCUUAUCUUCUCGCUGGCCUUCCUGGCCUCCUGGUUGCUAUUCGGGGUUAUUUUCUGGGUGAUCGCCGUGGCUCAUGGCGACCUGGAGCCGGCUGAGAGCCGGGGCCGCACCCCAUGUGUGCUGCAGGUGCACGGCUUCAUGGCGGCCUUCCUGUUCUCCAUCGAGACGCAGACCACCAUCGGCUACGGGCUGCGCUGCGUGACUGAGGAGUGCCCCGUGGCCGUCUUCAUGGUGGUGGCCCAGUCCAUCGUGGGCUGCAUCAUCGACUCCUUCAUGAUCGGCGCCAUCAUGGCCAAGAUGGCGCGCCCCAAGAAGCGGGCACAGACCCUGCUGUUCAGCCACAAUGCCGUGGUGGCAUUGCGCGACGGCAAGCUCUGCCUCAUGUGGCGCGUGGGCAACCUGCGCAAGAGCCACAUCGUGGAGGCGCACGUGCGCGCCCAGCUCAUCAAGCCCAGGGUCACUGAGGAGGGCGAGUACAUCCCGCUGGACCAGAUCGACAUUGACGUGGGCUUCGACAAGGGCCUUGACCGCAUCUUCCUGGUCUCGCCCAUCACCAUCCUGCAUGAGAUCGACGAGGCCAGCCCGUUGUUCGGCAUCAGCCGGCAGGACCUGGAGACAGACGACUUCGAGAUUGUCGUCAUCCUCGAGGGCAUGGUGGAGGCCACAGCCAUGACCACGCAGGCCCGCAGCUCCUACCUGGCCAAUGAGAUCCUGUGGGGCCAUCGUUUUGAGCCGGUUCUCUUCGAGGAGAAAAACCAGUAUAAGAUCGACUAUGCGCACUUCCAUAAGACCUAUGAGGUGCCCUCCACGCCCCGCUGCAGUGCCAAGGACCUGGUUGAGAACAAGUUCCUGCUGCCCAGCGCCAGCUCCUUCUGCUACGAGAACGAGCUGGCCUUCCUAAACCGCGAUGAGGAGGAGGAGGGUGAUGCCGGAGACCCGGCUGCCGCCGCUGCCGCUGUCCCCGGCCGCAGCCCCCAGGCCAGGCACGACUUUGACCGGCUGCAGCCGGCUGGGACUCUGGAGCAGCGGCCCUACAGACGGGAGUCAGAGAUCUGAGCCGCUCCCGGGGCCUAGGUGCAGUGUCCGCUCCAGCCUUGUUUGGUUGUGGGGUGGGGAUAAGGGAGAGGCCCCAGAGGGCGGCGGCCCACUGCCCCAGGUUGGAGCAGACGGGGCGGGCUGCUGUGGGCUCACAGACUCAGUAGCGUUGUAGUGUCUCCAGUUUCUUCACAGUAGCCUCAGGGGGGUCAGUGGGGGCCCGAGAGUGGCGGUCCCUGGGCCUAGCAGGUGCAGAGCCUGGGAGAAGGGGAGGUGGGGGCAGGGCUCAGGCCCCUGCUGCAGCCUUCUCCUGGCUGGCUGGCUGGCCCUGCCUCCUUGCUGCCAGGCGCCCGGCUGGUUUUUAUAACUUGGGGAGAAACAUGGAGUUUUUGGCUUUCUCAGCCCGAGCUUGGGUCAGACUGUUUACAAAAAAACAACCGACAACAACAAUUGACAACAAAUUAACAGUGCGGUCGAAAACAGAAUCUUUUUAAUUCUUGGGUAGAUCCAAGGACGAUUAGAAUUCUUCCAGACGCAAGCAGCUGGCUGGAGGCGCCAGAGGGUUCUCCGAGGCUGGACUGGCCUCUCCAUCCCUCCCACCCCUGCCUCCACCCCGCAGUCCUGCCAGAGCAGGCGUGGGGAUGGCAGGGCUCCGUGCUCCCCACCCUGUCUACCGCCUGUGCUCCCAGGGUGACUUAGGCCCCCUUUGUGUCUGGGAACCAGAGUGAAGGCAUGUUGGCCGUCCCUGCUGGCGAGUG